UUCUUCCGCAGAGAAAUUCUUCAUCCUUCUGUGUUUUGAAGUUUCCAAGUUUCAACUUCCAACUACCAGUUUAAGAGGUAAUUUUUUAAUAUAUUAUUAAAAUAAGUAUUUAUCACUAAAUUUAUUGUUUGUUUCUAUGUAGUUUAUUUACAGCAAAUUUGAUUUUUUUUCUUCAUCAUACCGGAUGAUGAUGCGGACAUCGAAUGUUGUCUUUGAACUAUAAAUUUUAAUUAUACAGGUAAGAGAUUUCCAUCAGAAUAUUGCACAUUUUUCUGGGUUCCUUGUGCUACUCACGUAUUGGACUUGAUGUUGGAAGAUAUUGAAAAAUUCCCCUUUGUUAAAGAUGUGAUCGAAGAAGCAAGAAAAAUUAGCAAAUUUAUUUACAAUCAUGGUUGGGUUCUUGUUAGAUUUUGACAACAUUCAGCAGGACGCAAUCUAUUGCGCCCUGGCUUAACAAGGUUUUCAACGAAUUUUAUUGCAAUCAAAAGCAUCAUUGAUCAACGUAAUGCUAUCGAGAGCCUAUUUCUGGACAAGGAAUUUCUGAAAUUGGAUGAGGCAAAAACUAAACAAGCUAGACAAGUGAAGAAUAUUAUUCCAAAUGAGAUGUUCUGGACGACGUGUCAAAAUGCAUGCAUAAUGGUUGGUCCUUUAUUGAAAAUGAUUCGUUUCUUGGACUCAGACAAACCCACCAUGGGCUAUUUGUUCCAUGCACUUGCUACAUGUGUGGAAACUAUACAAAUGAGUUUGGGAUCAAAUCGAAAUGCUUCUAUCGUGGGUGUAAUAAAGAAACGAUGGAAAAGUCAGUUGAGUUCUCCUCUUCAUGUUGCAUCGUAUUUUCUCAUUCCUUAUUACAUCUUUAACCCAAGAACUAAUCUCAUCAAUAAUGAAAUCUCCGAGCCACAAAUUUGUCUUACUGGAGUUAUAUCAAAAAUGGCUAGUGGCCCGCAAGAACAAGCACAAUGCAUGCUAGAGGCAGGAAGAAUGCGAAUGAUGCAAGGUCAAUUUGCAUCACCAUCAACACGUAUUGCAGCUCAACAUGGUGAUCCUGUAAGUUGGUGGUUAUCUUAUGGUGCUGAGUAUCCAUCCCUCUAAAAGAUUGCAGUAAAGAUAUUAAGUCAAACAAAUAAAUCGUCUGGAUCAGAGAGGAAUUGGAGUGUGUUCGAAAUAAUCCACACCAAACUACGCAAUCGUUUAAUUUCAUCGAGAUUAAAUGAUAUGGUGUAUCUCCAAUACAAUUUGAAGUUGGAGCAACAAAGAAUUAAAGGUAAAGCAAGGAGACAUAACAUUGAUGUUCACGACGUUCAUAGUCUACCGAGGGAUGACAAUAUGCUUGACUGGAUAGCGGGGGAUGAUGAAACACCGGUUUUACCUCGAGAAGAACAGUGGUUAAAUAUGCUGGAAGAGGAGGUCGUUAAUAAUCCAGAGCAUGUCCCUCUACCAUACAACUAGCAUGAUCCUGAGGUUCAAAUCCCAUACAAAAGGUUACCGAUGAGUGACUUUGUUUAUGACUUUGGUAAUCUUUCAUUUGGAGACAAUGCACAAUGUUACGAGAAUGUGAAUCCAACAUAUGAUUCUCGUUACACUUCCGAUCGCUCUGACCAUGGUGUUCAACAUAUGAACGAAGGAUAUAAUUCUAAUAUUGAUAAUAAUAAUGAAGUAAGUAACAAUAAUGAUGAUACUGAAGGAGGUUAUGAUAACGAUAAUGAUGGUUAUUAUGAUGAUGAUACUUAUGCAAACGAGAUAGCCAGUACUCCGACAACGAUGACUAUGAUGUGGAAAUAAACCGUCGAGAAAAUAAAGAAUACUUGAAAAAAGGUGG
Molecule: messenger RNA, 1819 nt
Organism: Papaver somniferum (opium poppy)
Lineage: Eukaryota; Viridiplantae; Streptophyta; Magnoliopsida; Ranunculales; Papaveraceae
Exons: 3
Coding region: 604-1092 (162 amino acids)
Source: RefSeq, a predicted model, not a curated record